This is a messenger RNA of Ectocarpus sp. CCAP 1310/34, 555 nucleotides long. Lineage: Eukaryota; Phaeophyceae; Ectocarpales; Ectocarpaceae. The record is from the annotation of a GenBank genome assembly.
GCACUCAAGGGGCUCGAAGGCGUGAUUGGCAUGUCGGCGACUCACCCAACCUGGCAGAAGACGCUCCCCGACGACGACAACGACCACCACUACGGCUGGGCGUUUGCGAGUCCAGACGACCCCCCGUUCGUACCCCCGGGGGGAUAUGGUUCAGUGCCUUCUGGGCCCGGCGCUAUCCCUGACCCCCUCCACGGCUUCAAGACCGUGCGGCAGAUCUACGACAUGGCCGUCGGACCGGGGAAGUUGAGCAAGUACACGGUGCCCAUACUCUGGGACGAAAAGGUGCUUAUUGUGCACAUUACAUGGCAGCUUCGGUCGUUGUUUCUUGCGUACUAUGGUCGCCUUUUUUUCAUCGCCUGAGUGUAUGUGUAUGUGCACAUUGAUUUUAACAUUUCCUCAAGCAUUUGUUUCCUGGGCGGAUGAAGUUUUUUUGCACGGUGGGGUUGUGUGCUUUUCGAUUGCAUUUGAUACUGUGGGUUUUGUUCGUUUCGAUCUACAUGUAGUCUAUUCGUGUGCUGUUGUGGAAUGGUUGAUCCCCUUUCCUCACAGUUUAUG